CGUCAAUCCCUAUCUUGGCUUUUGCCUCAGUGGAGUCAUUGCCUGGAGAGGGACAUCUACAAGAUCAUGAAAGUCAUCGAUCAAGGUGCUGAUGAUUUAAGUCUCCCGCUGUCAAGGCCCAGCUGUUGGCUAUCUGAGCUUGUCCAUAUACUAUGAUACAUUGGUACUUCGAGGGCCCUUCAGACGGGUUACAUGAAUACAGCACCGCGCACAGAUGUCGUACGACCAACGACUCGCCAGACGGCAAGGCUCAUAUCAACCGUCACCAAAUCCUAGUUUCAGUAACCCAGACAGCAUAGAAUUGAGUGCCUGGCAAUCCCCGUCGGCUCCCUUCUUUGAACCGCCUCCCCACACCUACCACAGUGCCGAAGAACUGCUUCCAGAGGAAAAUGAACGCCUCUAUCAACUAUCUCCUCGCGGUUCCGCUCAUGGUGUGGAAAACAAACCCAGAACAUGGAAGGGUUGGCAACGCGGAGCUGCCGUUUGUUUACUGGUCGUCACCGCAACUUCGAUCCUCAAUGUCACGGUGACUGCAUGGGCUGCCAUUGCCUUCGGUCUGUCUGGUGGCAUUGGAACCAUUCAUCGAGGACCAUGUCAUGCCGUGAAGCAGACUGGGCUUUGGUUGCACAUUGGAAUCAAUAUUCUGAGCACCAUGUUACUGGGCGCGAGCAAUUAUUGUAUGCAAUGUUUGUGCUCGCCGACGCGACAGGAAGUUGAUAGAGCACAUGCCAAGAAGGCCUGGCUGGAUAUUGGGAUACAGAGUGUGAGGAAUUUAUCAAAGAUUGGACGAAUGAGGUUGAUCUUAUGGAUCAUCCUUGCAGCGAGCUCAGUGCCUCUUCAUCUGAUGUUCAAUUCUGCGAUCUUCGUCAGCCUCACCGCCAACGAAUACAUGAUUGCUGCGGUCACGCAGGACUUCGUCAAGGGCGCAAAUUGGACUUUGACCGGAUCCGACGCCUUUCAUCAAGUUCUUCUGACGGAGAUGCAACGGAACAUUUCAAGCUAUGAGAGACUCGACCAAGCUGCUUGUAUUAUGGAGUAUGGUGUUGAUUAUCUUUCGUCAAGGAGAAAUGCUCUAGUUGUUGUGGACGGCCAGCUCUCUAACCCUCUGAUGGGCACCCUCGAUUGGACGUACAAUGCGCCACAGAAUUCCUGGAUAUGCGGAACCACAGUGGGGUCAAACAUGACUCUUGAGACGAUACCCAUUGAUAACUUCGAUUGCAACAUCCCAGUGGCUCUCAGCAAUGAUACCUGGCUCAUGGGCAGUCAACAAGUCGAUUACUGCUUGAGCCAAACCGUGGAAGACCAAUGUCGACUUCAAUUUGCUGUACCAAUCAUGGUUGUUGUCCUGGCCUGCAACUUUUUCAAGCUCCUGGCUGUGGUAAUGACGCUCUGGAAAUGCAGGGAACCAACACUUGUGACCUUAGGCGAUGCACUCGACAGUCUGCUCGAGAGUCCCGAUCCGUAUACCGUGGGGAUGUGUAUUGCAGCGAAGAAGGAUUUCCGGGAAGGCGCUUGGCCAGUUUCUAAGGCAAGGCGGUGGAUUCCUAAAAAGCAUUUUCUGUGCGAGGGUGUUGGAAUUCGUCGUUGGGUACUGUCAAAUGCGGUCUGCGCUGUGGCAGUCAUUUCGUUGUCUGUACUGCUCCGAUAUGCAAUUGCAAAUACAACGACAGCAAGCGAUCUCACCACUCUCUGGAAUUUGGGCUUUGGAGCAGUCACAAGUAGUUCCUUGAUCCGCUGGAGCAAUCCCAUCUUUGGUAGUCAUGGCCUGAUGAAAAAUGUUCUGCUUGCAAACUCACCGCAAAUACUCUUGUCACUUCUCUAUAUUCUGUACAAUCGCAUGUACACUUGCAUGUCUUUCUCCAAAGAGUGGAGCAACUAUGGAUAUCGGCGUCGGCCGCUGAGAGUUACAUCACCAAGAGGAGCUCAGCGGUCAACGUAUUUCCUUUCACUUCCGUAUCGAUAUUUAAUUCCCAUCCUAUCCGUCUCGGUUGCCACUCAUUGGAUCCUCUCACAGAGUCUCUUCCUGGUAGCUAUUGAUGUCUUCGACGAGCAUGGAAAGUUUGACACUUCUCAGUCUAUACUUACUUGUGGGUUUUCUUGCAUAGCGAUGAUUUUCCUCGUUGGCAUUGGGUGGUUAGUUUUCAUUGCAGGCGUUGGAAUGGGCUUGAGAAGGCACCGGGAAGGAAUGCCGCUGGUUGGCAGUUGCAGCGCGGCAAUAAGUGCCGCUUGUCACCCUGCGGCUGACGAACCCGAGGUGGCUUUGGUCCCUGUGAAGUGGGGAGUGGUGAGUGUUGCGGAUGGAGUUGGACAUUGUGCUCUGAGUGGGAGAUAUGUCAGCCCGCCGAUUACUUGGCGGUGGUACAAGGGGAAGAUGGAAUAGCUGGAUAAUUGGUCCUUUGAGCUGGCCUCGGGACAAGGUAUCAUGAAAUGAUCUGUCUGUUUCCCUC
Molecule: messenger RNA, 2447 nt
Organism: Hyaloscypha bicolor E
Lineage: Eukaryota; Fungi; Ascomycota; Leotiomycetes; Helotiales; Hyaloscyphaceae
Exons: 6
Coding region: 215-2380 (721 amino acids)
Source: RefSeq, a predicted model, not a curated record